This is a messenger RNA of Nelumbo nucifera (sacred lotus), 3086 nucleotides long. RefSeq names its product early-responsive to dehydration stress protein (ERD4). The record is from RefSeq and is a predicted model, not a curated record. Gene Ontology annotation, cellular component: plasma membrane. NCBI's taxonomy places the organism in Eukaryota, Viridiplantae, Streptophyta, Magnoliopsida, Proteales, Nelumbonaceae. Gene Ontology annotation, molecular function: calcium-activated cation channel activity.
ACAAGAGAUGCCCGAGUUGAACUAGACGACGUGUUUUGCUCUCCAUUCGAUUCAGACCCCGAAGGCACGUCCUCUCUCUCUCUCUCUCUCUCUCUCUCUCUGUUGCUAUUUGCAAUACCGCGACUAUGCAUUCCGACCAGCAAAAUUCUUAACUCAAUUUUUGUUCAUCUUUUAGGGUUUUGCUCCAGAUGAAGAAAACCCAUACUUUUAUCAUCCCAUCCAUUUCAAUCGACGAGGAAGAAAACCUAAAACUAAAUAUUGGGUGCUUCUUGGUUUUCCGCCUCCUCCUUUACUGGUCCGUCUAAACCAAUGAAACCUUCUUUAGUAUUGACCAUGGCGUCUUCCCCCGCUUCACCCACCGUGGAUUACGCUUUCUCUCUUCCCCCUUCUAGUUCCGGUGACGAUGAUGGUGAAUUUGUAAUGGCGUGGUACGGAAACAUUCAGUACCUCUUAAACAUUUCAGCCAUCGGCGCAUUUUGUUGCGUCUUUAUCUUUCUAUUUGUCAAGCUCCGAAGCGAUCACCGUCGGAUGCCCGGCCCCGCUGCCCUAAUCACGAAGCUCCUUGCCGUCUGGCACGCCACCGGCCGGGAGAUCGCCCGCCACUGUGGUGCCGACGCCGCUCAGUUCCUCCUUAUCGAAGGUGGAAGCUGCGCCGUCCUUUUGUCGAUCGCGGUCUUCGCCAUCUCUGUCAUUCUUCCUGUCAAUCUUUAUGCUGGGACUGCAGCGAUGGCCGAUCAAUUUUCCAAGACCACCAUCAUUCACAUUGAAAAAGGUUCGCCUUUGUUAUGGAUUCAUUUUCUUUUUGUGACUGUCGUAGUUGGUUUGCUUCAUUUUGGCAUUUCCAUGAUUGAGGAAAGGCUUAGAUAUACUAGGUUUAGGGACGGUAAUGGGAACCCUAGUAAUCCCAAUGCAAACUCCGUUGCGAUCUUUACAAUCAUGAUUCAGGGGAUCCCCAAGACACUAGCGGCAGAUAGGACUGCAUUGGAGGAAUAUUUCCAACAUAGGUAUCCUGGCAAGGUUUAUAGGGUUGUUGUCCCGAUGGAUUUGUGUGCUUUGGAUGAUUUGGUUACAGAACUGGUGAAGGUUCGCAAUGGUAUUUCUUGGUUGGUGGCUCGUAUAGACUCUCAAGUUCUAUCUGACGAGGGUGAGAAUUGCGAACCUGGGGGAGCUUCCUCUGAGGGAUUUUGGAAUUGGUUCCAUUUUCUUAGGAGGAGAUUAAAGGAUCUCUGGGCUGAGGUUGUUUCUCGGUUGGGUUUUACAGACGAAGAUAGGUUGAAGAGGUUACAAGAUUUGAGAGCUAAACUAGAGACUGAAUUGGUUGCCUACAAAGAAGGCCAAGCACAAGGUGCUGGAAUUGCAUUUGUGAUAUUUAAGGAUGUCUACACAGCUAAUAAGGCAGUGCAAGAUUUUCGUACUGAAAAGAAGAGGCCAAUUGGGAAGUUCUUCUCUGUCAUGGAGCUGCGACUAGGUAGGAGCCACUGGAAAGUAGAGCGAGCCCCACCAGCCACUGACAUUUACUGGAACAACUUGGGCUCAACAAAGAUCUCAUUGAAACUGCGUAGAGUUUUCGUGAACACGUGCCUUCUGUUGAUGUUGUUGUUUUGUAGUUCUCCCCUUGCUGUCAUUAGUGCUUUAAAGAGUGCUGGACGUAUAAUCAAUGCAGAAGCAAUGGAUAAUGCACAAAUGUGGCUGGCUUGGGUCCAGAGCUCAAGCUGGGCUGCAACUGUAAUUCUUCAAUUCCUGCCUAAUGUUCUUAUAUUUGUCAGCAUGUAUAUAGUGAUCCCAUCAGUUCUUUCUUAUAUGUGCAAGUUUGAACGGCAUCUGACUGUCUCUGGGGAGCAACGUGCUGCACUUUUGAAGAUGGUUUGUUUCUUCCUGGUAAAUCUUAUCCUUCUGAGGGCUCUAGUUGAAUCAUCUCUGGAGAGUGCAAUCCUGCGGAUGGGUCGGUGUUAUUUGGAUGGAGAAGAUUGCAAAAAGAUUGAGCAGUAUAUGAGUGCAUCGUUCUUGUCCAGAUCAUGUCUUUCUUCUCUUGCAUUUCUCAUCACAAGCACAUUCUUGGGUAUAUCAUAUGAUCUUUUGGCUCCCGUCCCCUGGAUUAAAAAAAAGUUGCAGAGGUUUCGGAAGAAUGACAUGCUCCAGUUGGUUCCAGAACAAAAUGAAGAUUACUCGUUAGAAAACCAGGAAAUAGAUAGCCUUCGGAUGCCUCUGGUGUCUGAAAGGGAGUUUGAUGCUUCCAUCCACAGUAAUGGCAUUCCACAUGUUGCUCGAUUGAAUGGAAUUGAUCUACAGGGUCAGGAUCUUUCUGUUUAUCCAAUCAACAGAAGCUCACCUGUUCCAAAACAAAAUUUUGAUUUUGCCCAGUAUUAUGCAUUUAAUCUGACUAUAUUUGCUCUCACCAUGAUCUAUUCAGCAUUUUCCCCGCUCGUUGUCCCUGUUGGAACAGUUUAUUUUGGGUAUAGAUACGUGGUUGACAAAUAUAACUUUCUAUUCGUGUACAGAGUCCGUGGAUUCCCUGCAGGCAAUGAUGGGAAGCUGAUGGAUAGUGUAUUGUGUAUCAUGCGUUUCUGUGUAGACUUAUUCCUUCUUUCAAUGCUUCUGUUCUUUUCAGUUCAAGGAGAUUCUACUAAACUGCAGGCAAUAUUCACAUUGGGUUUGCUAUUGUUGUAUAAAUUGUUGCCCUCAAAGAACAAUGGAUUUCAACCAUCACUGUUGGAAGGCAUACAGACUGUUGAUAGUGUUGUGGAUGGGCCUACUGAUUAUGAGGUUUUCUCACAGCCCAGGUUUGAUUGGGAUACCUAUCAAAUAUGAUGAAAGCUCAGGAUACAACCAGACAAUUUAUUGACAUGUAAUUGUUUGUGCAACAUUGUCCUUCUAUCACUUGUCUUUAAUCCAUUUUAUGGUUUUCAUGUAUAAUUAUUUGUGUUUGUAACUGGAUUUCCUUGUUUAACUCAUAUAGUGCAAAGCUGUUCAAGAAAGGUAGUUCUUUCUAAAAACAUAGAUCAACAGGAGCUUUAUUUGUACAUGCCUUUCUAAUAAGUACUACAUGAACAUACCAAGGCUUGGCUUACGCUGAUCUUUUGCUGUUA